Molecule: messenger RNA, 2523 nt
Organism: Drosophila gunungcola (fruit fly)
Lineage: Eukaryota; Metazoa; Arthropoda; Insecta; Diptera; Drosophilidae
Gene: Gas8
Product: dynein regulatory complex subunit 4
Exons: 5
Coding region: 324-1763 (479 amino acids)
Biological process (GO): cell motility
Cellular component (GO): motile cilium; microtubule; Golgi apparatus
Molecular function (GO): small GTPase binding; microtubule binding
Source: RefSeq, a predicted model, not a curated record
CCCAGGUGAUAACUGUGAAAAUUCCCCUUGAUUUUUUCCGUUUAUUCCAGCACUUUCCCUUCGGGACCCCGGAAAAUAAUCGAGAGAAGAGAGCGCCAAAAAAACAGCGUUUUAACCUUUAACCUUUGCUUUUGGUUGCCCGGUUACCCACACACACAUACACCAACACCAUCACCAACACCCGUACAUUGUCAACUGCUUUAUCGAUAUCGUGUUUUUUGUUGUUGGACGGCAGGACAUCGGCGGUUCAGUUGGCAGGAAUAGUGCGGAGUGUAAAGGUCCUUUUUGCAGCAGAAGAAUCGUGAGGGAGAACCGUCAGCAGAAUGCCGCCGAAGGGUAAAAAGGGCAAGAAGGGCAAAAAAUUGCCAGUGCUCAUCGAUGGCGUGGACACCUCGGCGAUGACCCGCGACCAGCUGGAGGCCUUUGCCCUCCGGCUGAAGGCGGAAAUGGAUCGGGAGCGGGAGGAGCGGAACUACUUCCAGUUGGAGCGGGACAAGAUCCGCACUUUUUGGGAGAUCACGCGCCAGCAGCUGGAUGAGACCCGCUAUGAGUUGCAGCAGAAGGACAAGGAGAUCGAGGCCACGCAGGAUCUGGCGGACAUCGACACCAAGCACGUGAUGCAGCAGAUGAAGCACCUGCAGUUCGAGAACCACAACAAACUGGGCGAGGUGCGCGCCGAGGCGAUGACCCAGCUGAAGCUGGCCCAGGAGCACCAUGUCCUGCAGGAGAUCGAGCUGCUGCGGGACAAGCGCCACCUGCGCAGGAUCAUCCGGGAGAAGAUGGAGGCGGGCGAGAUGCAGCUGCGCCACUUGGAGGCCAGCUUCAACGAAAAGCUGUUGGAGCAGCGCAUCACGUUCGAGCGCGAGCGCAAGGACAACGAGAUGCUGCACGAGGAGAAGAUGGUCGAGCAGAAGGCCAAGCUGGACCUGUUCUACGGCACCCAGAUGUUCGAGGUGGAGGAGCGCAAGAACCAGCAGAUCAAGGACCUGCAGGACCACCACGACCUGGCCUUCAACGACAUGAAGAACUACUACAACGACAUCACGCUGAACAACCUGGCGCUGAUCGGCAGCAUGAAGGAGCAGCUGGAGCAGCUGCGCAAACAGGCCGAGAGAUCCGACCGGAUUGCGGCGGACACGGCGGCUGAGAACCGGCGGCUGAAGGAGCCGCUGGAGCACGCCAACCUCCAGCUGAACGAGUUCCGCCGCAAGCUGGAGUUCUACGAGCGGGACAAGCAGCAGCUGAGCCGCCUCAAGGUGCGCAACACGCGGCUGGAGAAGAAGGUCAAGGGACUCACCUGGGAGGCGGAGACGCUCAUCCUGCGCAACGACUCGCUGGUGGCGGAGCGCGAGGGCCUCAAGGAGCGCUUCAACGACGUCAUCGUGGAGCUGCAGCAGAAGACCGGCCUGAAGAACGUCCUCCUGGAGCGCAAGAUCGCCGCCCUGAUGCGCGAGGGCGAGAAGCGCAGCAUCGUGCUGCACGAAACCAUCGCCACCUGCGCCCCCAACUACGCCGAGAAGCUGGCCAGCCUGGACGAGCGCGUGGGCAACGUCGUCGACGAGAAGAACAAGCUCAUCCUGGACCUGCGCUACGAGGUGGCCAAGGCCAGGAAGGCCCACGACGACCUGCUCGAGACCUACGAGUGCAAGCUCAAGCAGCACGGCGUGCCCGUCGACGAGCUGGGCUUCAAACCGCUCAGGGAACGCGACCAGCAGCAGCUGUACAUCUGCGGUCCGGCGGGAAUCGUCACGGACAACAAGUAGUAUUACAAAAUGAUCGAGGGACCAAAAACCAAGGAGACGGAAAACCAUGGCAGAAACAUUUCAAUUUUAAAACACCAAAACGGUUUUGGAUGGAGAGUGAGACAAAAACGAUAACUAAUCAAAAUCACAACAAUAUUAAAUCCCUAAAAGACCUUGGAGGCGACAGUCCUCAAAAGCAUUAUAAAAAUAAGUUUAGGGACAUAUAUAAAACGGAUAAAAAAACCAUUUUAGCUUUAAAACCCUAAAAAGAUUUAAGAUAGGGUGUGAAAAGAAAUCUAUAGUUAAUUAUUAAUAAAUCAAAAGCAAUAUAAGGUUAAAAAAGAAAAGGAUCGAAAAUGAAAAGCAUCAAAUGAAACAUUCACAAGGCUCUCUUCAAAAAUAGUGCUUAAAAAAAAGAUUACGCAAAAAAAAGGGGAUACAAAAUAACAUUAAAAGAGGGAGAUCAAAUGCAAAAUGGGUAAUACCCCAAAAACAAAUCCCGCCUUCAGAGCCCCCAGUAAAUUUAAAUUGUAAUAGUAAUAGUGCUGUUCGGAUUAUUCAGAAUUAAUUCAUUGCCUAGUUAGAUUAUACAUAAUCAUGUAAUAUUUACAAAAUUCUGGAACAUUUAGUGGAAAAACAAUUAAUAAAAAAUGUUUGCAUUACAACACAAAUAAAUUGUUUCUUUAUUUAGCGGAAGUAAGACUGAACCAAUCCUUCACACAUUACAUAGUAAUUUAAAAAGGUUAUAGAGAUGCAUACCAAAUACGCAAGUAAAUUAAAA